AACUAAUUUCCGGUUUUUAGGACUACAAACUGGAGAGCUCAAUUGAGACGGCUGUUACUUUUUAAAUUUAUGUAUUAAUAUAAUUUAGUCUAUUUUUGAUAUGAUAAACAAACGUUUACUGCAAUUUGUUCUGUGCUUGUCAUUGCUCAGUUUGCUAAGUGCACAUGAUGUGAAGAUGUCAGCAGGGACCGACGCGCAAAACGCCAACUUCUGCCACAGGACGAGUUUCACUGGACUAGGACACACGCGCCUAAGCUUCCUCCGAAAUAUGGUCGGGACUCAUACAUUGAUGUUAUAUGUGAGCGAAUGGUCAGAGAAGCAGCUUGUAAAAUGCUCAAUUAACAACGACCCUGUAGCCACUGCCAGUUACCUGUUUCGUUGCCACCAAACGCGCCCGGAGAGCCUCGUGGAAUUAUCCCUCUUCAAUAUCAGGGCGUUGUUGAGUCCAGACAACCUGUGCCCACUGAGUCCUGUCGAUGGAUUUAUCAAACAGACGAAAAAUUACCCAUUGGAGCAACAACAUAUUUCGGGUGCAAAAUCCCGUAGGAAACGCGCGUGGGUAUUUCCUGGGACACUUUGGUGUGGCACUGGAAGCAAAGCGAUUGACUACAAGCAGUUAGGAAUGUUUGAGCGAGCAGACGGGUGCUGCCGUGAGCAUGACCACUGCAGUAACACUAUCCCCUCCUUCACAGUGAACUAUGGUGUUUUCAAUCCCAACUUCUUCACCAUCUCACACUGUGACUGUGACAAAAGGUUUCGCCAGUGCCUCCAGCGUGUAAAUGAUACCAUCUCCAAUAUGGUGGGCUUCAGCUUCUUCAAUCUCCUCAAGAUGCCCUGCUUCGAGUUCACUCCCAGGAGUCAAUGUACUGAGCUUAAUUGGUGGGGAAUGUGCAAGGUGGCCAAGGUGGCCCCAUAUGCAGUCUUCAAAAAUCCCAAAGAUUACACCAUCAACCGCACGGCAAGUAAACAUGGUGGCAGCAGUGACCCCCAAACCUCAGCAGGCUCCGGGGAAAACCUGGUUACAGUGAGACCCUUGUCUAGCCCAACCAGGUUAAUCCCCAAAGGGAACCGCCCCAAGCUAUUUUCCCCCUCACGGGACUGUGUUCCAAGAGGUCCUCCCAGAGGAGACACCUUUCAGAUCAAGCACAGGAAAGGAUGCAGCAGGGGCAAGAAAACAUUCACAACUCAAACAACCACAAGUCAAACACAGACCAGCACGCCCUUAAUACAGACAACUGCAUCCCUGAUACAGAGGAGUGCAUCACAAAAACAGAAAACCACACGCACAACUCAGAGAGCUGCUUCGAAAAUUAUUACAACCACAUCACAGGUAAAAAUGAAAACUGCUACACAAAAGACUGGAUCAAGAACUGAAAAAACGAUCUCACCUCAAAAUCAAGCUACAACAAAGAAAAAACCACGGUCACGACAGAGGACAACAUCAACACCAAAGCCUUCACCUCAUCCACAGACAACAACUUUAACAACCACAACUCGUAUACCCAAAAGUCCCAAACUCCCAAAGGUCCUUAGGAAACUUCACCGUUGUGGCCCUCCAAGAGGAGAUACCUUUCAGCCUCGCCGCUGGAGGGGGGAACGAGGCAAAGCCUGUUUGGAACAGAUAACUAAAACACCAACGACCAUAUCCUCAGCAAACAAGACUGCAUCACCAACCCAGAGGAGAAUAUCUCAAACUCAGAGAACAAUGCCCUCAAAUAAGAGAACAACAUCUGCAACUGUGAUGACCUCAUCUACCCUUUGGAAGAACACAAUUACUAAGAGGACCGCCUCCUCAAAGCUAAGGACCACACCUCUAAUACAAACCCCUACUGAGAGUGCACCAUCUAUGACAACAGAUAAUAUGCUUCUUUGUGGCACUCUCAAGCAUUUGGAUGAAUGUAAAUACAAAAUUCCCCCUUUAGUGAAGAGAUAUGAUCUCCACAACAUGGGAUCAAAGACUGUGUACCAUUGUGAUUGCACCCACAGGCUGGGUGAUCAGAUCAGACACUUGGAGAAGACCACAAUACUCCAAUCCCUCCUGCAGGACUUUGUAUCUCUAUCCUGCUUCAACAUGCCGAGUGUGCAAGACUGUCAUGGAGGGAAAAGCUGUACUGCUGGAUUUUCCCAAGCCACUGACCUAAUUCAAGUCCUUAAAAGCAUGGAGGAAAGAGGAAGACUUAAUGCUCAGAGCACAAGUAAAGACUCAAAAAGAGGGACUCCUAUUCACCUCUACAAGCGAUGUCUGAGGAUCAUUGAGUCCAAGAAGCCUUGACUGAUGAUUCCCAAACAUCAGCACCCUUAAGUACCAGUUACUAGAAUGGGAAUGCAAUGCAUCUGUCCAACAUCACCCUCUAUUGUGUUUUUUAAAGAUUUUUAAGCCUUAAGAUGAUAAAUGUGGCAGAAGGACUUGAUUUGCUGCUGUUCAGUAUAGGAGGGAGUUCCUUAUACCUUCCAACUUUUCCCCAAAUCUUUGACCUCAACUGUAAAUAAUGAUCCACAACAAGAGUUGUACAGAAUUCUCCUGCUGAGGGUACUAUGAUCUCUGACAACAAUUUUAUAUAUUUAUAUUGAGUCUUUGUACUUCUAGAUUAAAACCCUUGAAUAUUACCAGUCUCUGUUACGUCAUUGUCUCACAUUACAAGAUUCCCUUGUAAUGCAGUAUUUUUUUAGCCAAUAGCAUUUCUAAAAUUGCUCAAGAGGUGGCACCCUUCUACCUCUAACAGUAAGGUAAUUGACAUUCACACACUCAUUUGUUAUUUUUCUUAGUUUUAGUAUGUCGUGAAUUGAUCAUGUUGAAGUAAACA
This is a messenger RNA of Oncorhynchus nerka (sockeye salmon), 2804 nucleotides long. RefSeq lists its product as uncharacterized. The record is from RefSeq and is a predicted model, not a curated record. Gene Ontology annotation, biological process: arachidonate secretion; phospholipid metabolic process. The transcript has 7 exons. Gene Ontology annotation, molecular function: A2-type glycerophospholipase activity. The coding region runs from base 101 to 2272 and encodes 723 amino acids. NCBI's taxonomy places the organism in Eukaryota, Metazoa, Chordata, Actinopteri, Salmoniformes, Salmonidae.